CGACAGGCAUGCAUAAAAAGCCCCGCGGUCACAAUAGAAUAUCGAGCAAGGCGAGACAAGGGAGAAAACAAGAAAGCCCAGGAAAUUCGGGCUGAAAUGGGAAACAGGCAAGAAACAAAACUGCGGAUGAUGGAUCCAGCCCCCGAGCCUGCCCAAUGAAACGUCCCUGAAAUGCCCCAAGGGCGGGUUCCCGAAUUUUUUGGCUUCCGCCUGGCGAUUCCACCCCUCCUUCUACCCAGGUACGAUGUAGGCUCAGGGAAGGUAGGUACAUGGGGAGGUACCUACCUACCUAGGUACCUACACUAAAGUGGCCAUAGGGUGAAGUGGAAAAGGAGUGAGUUCUUGUUGUUGGCUGCUGCCCGCUCUCAUGUGAAUGAAAAGUCACUCGCCGGCUGACAUGGGCUCGCACUCUGGUUGGUCGACUGGCUCGCUACUUCCCCGUGGGUGGCCUGUCCCGGCCUAGGGAACGGCCUGGGCGGGCUGAAUUUUCCUGGAUUCUCCUUCAGAAACAGGUCGAGAAGCCGCGCUUUGUGUAAAUCUCCUUCUUUCUCUUUUCCCCCCUUCUUCUUCAACACCAUUUGGAAAACCGACCAACCACCAAUGCAUAGUGAAAAGGAAUCGUACGACUACUCCAGCUCAUUCUUCCGCCGCCAGAUGCGCAGCCCGAGCCACAAGAAACUACAGAGAAACUACGACUCCGAGCCACGCGCCGACCCCGAGCGACGACGAGGCACGCUUCUUGUGCUUCGCAUCUAGACACCCCACCAAAGUGACGCCCUUUACCGGCUCAGGGCGCGACCGGCAUACGGACGCGCGCCCCUCGUUUACCACCAAUAUUCACUACUACAAGGAGCGCCCCCCCUAAAUACCCUCACCCACCACCGAGAUCAUGAUUGCCAAGGCGACGCCCGCACUCAAUACGGUGCGCGGCUUCCAACAGACCCCCGUCACCUCCGGCGACGAGGACGAGGACGACUACGGCGUAUGCGCAACACCACCUCUCUCCUCCAAGAAGCGCGGUCCCCACCCCGCUCGCAUUGACGACGUUGUCAGCGCCAACUGCAGCCCGAACAUGCGCGGGGCCUCCUCCCCCGCUGUCUCUGGGAUCGCGAAGCUCCGCAUGCAGAUGGAGCCUCUUAGUCUGGACGCCUCCUCUCGAACGAGCACGUUGACUCUCAACGGUAGCAACGGCCACGCCGUCCUCCCCAAGGGACUCGGUAUCAGCAGCGCUGUUAUGAGCCGCUGCGGCAGCCAGGACGGCAGCCAGAGCGAGGCCGGCAGCGAGCGCUCCGAAAGCGGCUCCACGAGCUAUGAGAUAAACCUGGAGCAUGACUACGUCGACGAGAGCGUCCGAGAGCGGACUGGGCAGAUCGUGCCCAUCGAGGGCAACAAAGACGUGCAGCGCAAGAUGACGGCCAACGACUUUGAGCCACUUCGCUGCCUGGGCAAGGGCACCUACGGCACCGUGCUGCUGGUCAAGCAGCGCAACACCGGCCGGCUCUACGCCCAGAAGCAGUUCAAAAAGGCCUCGUUGACCGUGCACAAGAAGCUCAUCGAACAGACCAAGACAGAGCGUCAGAUCCUCGAGUCGGUCAACCGACACCCCUUUGUCGUCAAGCUAUACUAUGCCUUCCAGGACCAUGAGAAGCUGUACCUGAUUCUCGAGUAUGGCCAGGGUGGCGAACUCUUUACUCACCUGAGUACGGAGAAAAUGUUUGCCGAGCCAGUCGCUGCCUUCUACAUGGGAGAGAUGCUUUUGGCCAUCUCCCACUUGCACAGCACCUUGGGUGUUGUGUACCGUGACCUGAAGCCCGAGAACUGCUUGUUGGACGCCGAGGGUCACCUACUGCUCACCGACUUUGGUCUUUCCAAGGUUGCUAUCGAUACCUCCGAGGACCACUGCAACUCGAUGCUCGGGACAGUCGAGUACAUGGCUCCCGAGGUCAUCCAAGGUCAGAAGUAUGGAAAGGCGGUCGACUGGUGGUCCUUUGGCGCCCUUGGCUAUGACUUGAUGACGGGCAACCCGCCCUUCCGUGGGGGUAACCACGCCAAGAUUCAGCAAAACAUCGUCAAACAGAAGCUCGUCAUGCCCUACUUCCUGAGCCCCGACGCCAAGGACCUCCUGACGCGCCUGCUCAGGAAGGAUCCCAAGAAGCGACUGGGUGCUAAUAUGCCCAAAGACCUCCAGACGAUGAAGGGCCACCGUUUCUUCAACAAGAUCAACUGGAAGAAGUUGGAGGCCAGAGAGGUCGAGCCGCCCAUCCAGCCCAUGAUCACGGAUCCCGAGCUCGCCGAGAACUUUGCUCCCGAGUUCACCGACUUGUCCCUGAGCCCUGUUAUCACGUCCAAGGACCCGUGGAGCGCCAUGUCGGCCAAGGAGGACGACCCCUUUGGCGGCUUCAGUUUUGUCGCGUCGAGUAGCAUGCUGGAGAGCCACGCGUUUCGAUUCUCCACUGAAGUUUAAGUAGGGAGCGUAGAGCGGCAGCGUUAGACGAAAGAGCUUAGAGCGUACGGCGUUGGUAGGAGUGGGCGAGGUGUGACAAUGAGUGAUAAGGAAGGGAAAAGUUUAGAUUCUUGCUGGGAGCUGGCGCGGGCCAAGGGUCUGGCCAGCAUGGCGUUUAUUGAAGCGAAGCGGAAGCAAGGCGAAGCAAAGCAACGCACACUCGACUUGGACAGGGGCACAUAUGGACUAACCCCUUGAUUUGGUUCCGGAGCACGAUACACGAGCAUGGUAUUCUGUUUUUCGUCUCUCGGAAAUCGCUAUCCACAGUGUGGCUUUCCCCUUCGGUGGCCUUUCCUCGGGUGGAUAAAAAAGUUUCCUCGCAUCCAAUAGAUAUGAGCUUUCUGCGUUCCUCUUUGACAAACGGUGGGCGGUCACUGAGCUCGUCUGUCGCCCUCUUGCAGUGCUGCUGCUCCAUUUCCUUUUUAUCUAUUGGAGCCGUGGGUUGGUUGUCCGACCUCGCGAUCCGUGGACUCUAUGACCUGCGAACCGCUGGUCCACCGGACCUUGGCUCUUGGCUCUGAAGGCCAUGCGUUAACAUGACUAGCUACCUAAUCUGCCAAGUCGCUGAUUCAAAGUUGAGUUUUUCCCUCCCCGUGACCCAGCUUUCGCGUUCGGCGCCCAUUGAAAGAAAGCUUAGGUCUGUUCCGCACCAUUCAUGUUCGGCAAGAGAUCCUUUUUUGAUUACGCGGUCCCGCUUGGCACACAUCUACCUUGCUUUCAAGCUAGCCUAUAGUGACCCUUUAGUAAGCGUUGGCAAAGUAUCAAAUGUCCUUCCAAAUUCCGUGUGGAUGACGCGGACAUGCCUCCUUGCCCGGUGUCCGUAUUCUUGUAUGAUCUCGAAGUCGCCGCAGGAGUUUCUUCUCGGCAUCCGGCUGCAAUCAUGAAAACCACGUAGGAUCGGGCGUCGUAUGAAUACUUAGUAUGCCCAGAAAAGUGAGUGCCGGAUCCCCCUCUCUAUUACGCCCGUUUGGUGCUCU
This is a messenger RNA of Colletotrichum destructivum, 3480 nucleotides long. RefSeq names its product Putative serine/threonine-protein kinase, active. The record is from RefSeq and is a predicted model, not a curated record. Gene Ontology annotation, molecular function: protein serine/threonine kinase activity; ATP binding. The transcript has 2 exons. The coding region runs from base 890 to 2464 and encodes 524 amino acids. Gene Ontology annotation, biological process: protein phosphorylation. NCBI's taxonomy places the organism in Eukaryota, Fungi, Ascomycota, Sordariomycetes, Glomerellales, Glomerellaceae.